UAUUAACCAAUUUUUCGCUCAAAUCGCCUCGUAUAGACGGAGGCUUAUCCAUCGUAGUCCUGGCGGCAUCGUACGCCGCCCCGUCGAACGUCUUCGUAGCGGGUCACCCACUCGGCGCGCGUGCGCCAUUGACGCACCACUAUGCCGAACAGUCUUCAUCGCCGUACACCGUCAACAACGGCUUCUCGAACGAUCAAUAUUUCUCGUCCUCCAAGCGUAGGGGGCUACCCGAUUCUAUUUCUCCUAUCACUAAGAAGCAAGCUCCUGCCACUUCCAGGACAGCGGUCGAUAUGACUUCUUCGGACAUAGUACCCACCAAGAGUAGGAGAGUAAGGACAGGUUGUUUGACCUGUAGAGAAAGGCAUCUCAAAUGCGAUGAAGGGACCCCUGAUUGCUCAAAUUGCCGUAAGAGCAAUAGGGAGUGUAAACGAGGUGUGCGACUUAAUUUUAUCGACAUGACUUGCAAGGAACCUCCCUAUAUACCACCAACCGAUGAGUGGGCUGUACAUUUUCGAGAUGAGUCGCGUUUGAUAGCCUCAGAAUAUCAGGGAGGGUUGGGAAGAUACGCCAAUUGCAGGAGUCAAGCUGCUAGUGUGGCACAAGAAUCCCAUCUUGUUGCUAUUUCUCGACCAGAAUCGCGAACGAUUGAAAAUAUCGACACAGCCCCUAGAACUGAUAACAGAUCUGCGUCGAUGAUGCCAACACCGCAAUCGAUUUACUAUAGCGACCGAGAACAGACACGCCAUGAUCUUAUGGUUGGUGCACAUUUGCAUUCGCGUAGAAGCAGCGAUGCUUCUUUCCUAGCGCCUCUGGGCUCUGGACAGUCAGCUGGAUAUAAUAGUAUGGUGUCAGAUGCAUUCAAUUCCAUGAAGGACAAUGGUAGUCGUGCCCCAUCUCAUAAUGGCUACAGAAGCAGUGAUGUAUCGGCGGCAAACUCUGUGGCGGGCUUCACUGGUGUUGGUCCACCGUCAACUUUCCGGGGUGGCUCAGGAGAUAGCAGUGCAGAACCAGAUAUGGAAACAGGCGUGAUGACCCCCUCAAGCGAGAAAUCGGGAGAACGAGAGUACCUCAACUCACCCGAGGAACUCCGAUUUAUGCAGGUUUAUGUUUCGGAGGUAGGCGUGUGGAUGGACAGUCUGGACAAGGACAAGCACUUUUCACGGAUGAUCCCCUAUCAUGCGCUCAAGUGUCCCAUGCUUCUAAAUGCGCUUCUUGCGUGUGGAGUGAAACAUCUCACUCUUACACAGCAAUACAGCGAUGAUAAGGCACUCUUUUACUACGACACAGCAACAACGCAGCUUCUGCGCAGCCUGCAGAAUCCAGAGCGCAAUACAGCCGAAUGUGCAACUACUGCCGUGGUGCUCAAUGUAUAUGAGAUUAUGAGCGAGAAACCGACGCAGCGCAUGAGCCACAUCGCGGGGGCGCGAGCUCUCAUUCGGGAAUGUGGAUGGAACGCCAAAAGUAAAGGACUAGGCGCGGCCUGUUUUUGGCUCAAUGUAGGCAUGGAGCUUCUCUCAUGUCUGGCUUUCAACUGGCAAACGGCAUGGGAACCAGAUCAAUGGGGCCUUAAUAUGGACUUCAGCACGGAAAACGACACGGGUAACGAGGAAAUUUGGGUCCACCGCAUCUUUUACAUCGUGGCCAAGAUCGCCAAUUUCCGCGCCAGCAUCCCCAAGUUUCAGGAGCCUAGCCCCCACGACGAACAGGUACGAUUACAAGCUAGAUAUGCCGAGUGGCAUCGCCUGAAGAACAUGUGUGAUAGCUGGAAUAACUCGUGUCCUCGUCCUAUGCACCCCUUUGGUUACUUGUAUCCUUCGCAGCAGACCGGUGCUGAUAAGUCGUUGUUCCCUAAUGUUUGGCUCAUCAAACGUGCUGCCAUUGUUGGCCGACUCUACUACCACACGGCUGAAUGCCUACUUGCACAGAUCAACCCAAUCCUUCCGAAAGAUUCUGAGGAGGCUCGCGGAGUCCAACAACACCAUGCUCAUCAAGUCUGCGGUAUUGUAGCGCACACCGAGGACCGUGGCGUCGCCAGUGUCUCGAUUCGCUCACUAGCUAUUGUAGCCGAAAUCCUAACCGAUCUUGCUGAACAGCAGGAGGUGGUUGCAACGCUUGAAAAAAUAGACCGAGAGACAGGCUGGAAACUGGCAGGUGUAAUACAGAACCUCAAGAAAGUCUGGGGGUGGGAACAGAUGGGACAAAAAGGGCUUGGAGUACAGUUCUUCCCUCGUUCUGGUAACGGUAACAAGAUGAUGAUGGGACUACCAAAGCAACAACAGCAUCAAAUGGAGUCUAUACAGACUAGGCAAAUGACUACACCCCCGCAACAACAGAUGAUGCCCAUCGUCACGCAAUCAGCACCACCACAGCAAUUAGCAGCACCUCGGCCAAUACACGUCAACCCACUGAGUUUUGCUGAUUUUAGUCUUCCAAACCAUCCAUACCAAAAUUGGUAUGAACCGCCUAGUCGGUCAAAUGCCUAUAAUUCCCCCAACCUGCUUUGAGAAUGCCUUCUGAGAGAUGAGAACAUGACAGAGCUUCGGGGUUGUACAUACAUGUUUGGGGGUCGGAAAGGUUUUUUUUUUUGAAAUGAUACCAUGUUUACAGGUUGGGUUGUUUAUUGAUACCUCCAGAGGCGGCAUAUUUGGCGUUUGGUUUUAUGUUUUAUUUUUCGGUUUCAUUCUGCUCGGACAUAUAUACAUCUACUCGCCUUGUCGAGUACGAAUUUCUGUGUGUUUGCGUAUAGAACGGAUCAUG
Hypoxylon fragiforme is the source of this 2757-nucleotide messenger RNA. RefSeq lists its product as uncharacterized. Bases 291 to 2504 code for a protein of 737 amino acids. Gene Ontology annotation, molecular function: transcription cis-regulatory region binding; DNA-binding transcription factor activity, RNA polymerase II-specific; zinc ion binding. The record is from RefSeq and is a predicted model, not a curated record. The transcript is spliced from 3 exons. Lineage: Eukaryota; Fungi; Ascomycota; Sordariomycetes; Xylariales; Hypoxylaceae. Gene Ontology annotation, cellular component: nucleus. Gene Ontology annotation, biological process: positive regulation of transcription by RNA polymerase II.